AUGGACGUGGCGGCGGCGGCGGCCGGCGUGGAACCGUUCCCGAUGGUGGACAAGUGCGACGCGUCAGGGCGGGGCGCGCACGCCGUGGUCGCGGACCUGGACGGCACGCUGCUCCGUUCCCGCAGCGCUUUCCCGUACUACGCGCUGGUAGCGUUCGAGGCCGGCGGCGUGCCCCGUCUGCUGCUGCUGCUGCUCCUGUCCCCCUUGGCGGCGGCGCUGCAGGUCCUGGUGUCGGAGUCAGCGUGCACGCGCGUGCUGGUGUUCGCGGCCACGGCGGGCGCUCGGGUGUCGGACAUCGAGUCGGCGGCGCGCGCCGUGCUACCGCGGUUCUACGCCGCCGACGUGCACCCGGCCGCGUGGAGGGUGUUCUCUGCGUGCGCCCAGAGGCGCGUGGUGCUCACGGCCACGCCGAGGGUCAUGGCCGAGCCGUUCCUCAGGGAGUGCCUUAGUGUCGACGCUGUCGCGGGCACUGAGCUUGCCACGUGGCGCAGGCGCGCCACGGGGUUCGUGGACGCGCGCAGGGGCGUGCUCGUGGGACGUCGCAAGGCCCAGGCGCUGCGGGAGAUCUUUGCCGCCGAUGGCGACGCGCCCGACGUCGGCCUCGGGAACAGCCAGUCCGAUUACCCCUUCAUGACCAUGUGCAAGUCUGUACAGAGAUCCAACAAAAAAAAGCCAAUGCUCAAAUUAAUGAAGAAUAUUGGGAAGUGGAAGAAAAAAGAGAAGGAAUUUGCUUCGGGCCAGAAAGGGUACAACAUCUCAUUUGUGAAAACUGUGAGAGGUGCAUGA
This is a messenger RNA of Phragmites australis (common reed), 786 nucleotides long. Its product is annotated as glycerol-3-phosphate acyltransferase RAM2-like. The transcript has 3 exons. Gene Ontology annotation, molecular function: glycerol-3-phosphate 2-O-acyltransferase activity; phosphatase activity. Gene Ontology annotation, cellular component: membrane. Gene Ontology annotation, biological process: cutin biosynthetic process. The coding region runs from base 1 to 786 and encodes 261 amino acids. Lineage: Eukaryota; Viridiplantae; Streptophyta; Magnoliopsida; Poales; Poaceae. The record is from RefSeq and is a predicted model, not a curated record.